Molecule: messenger RNA, 792 nt
Organism: Symbiodinium sp. CCMP2592
Lineage: Eukaryota; Dinophyceae; Suessiales; Symbiodiniaceae
Source: the annotation of a GenBank genome assembly
AUGGCGAAGUCUUCGAUUGCAUGCAAGGCAAAGAAGCAGACGGGGAAACAAAGGAAGAGUCGAAGCAACAAGCAGGGCCGCAAAUUGGGCCAGGCCGCCACUCUACCGGGCAAACUCUGGACUGAGUGGCUGAAGCAUUGCUUGGCUAAUGCCCGAUCGUGGCUAUAUGCUUUGCUUCUCAUUUGCCACCUGCUUUGCUUGCGGGUGUCCGAGGGGUUGGCCUUGUCCGCGAGUGACUUCGAUUUCAAGAGUUGCUCGGUGCUCAUUAAGCCACUGAAGCGGCAGCCGGCUCUUCGGAAGCCUCUCUUGGCCGAAAUGAAAUCUAUUCUGCUCCAGCUGAAGCAGAAUGGGGUUUCGAAAAGGAGAAGUGAAUUUCGGGGUUCCCAAGGCAAAAUUACAUUCCGCGACGCAUGGACUUGGCCUAGAUCCGGAGCACUAUUUCCCUCGGAGAGGCCCGAUGCCAAGUCUGACAUUCGCAACAAGAACACCGUGGCCAAGACCAUAUCCCGCCUGCGAGGAAGCUUCACCUUGGCCACAGAGGGUGUUGUUCGCUCACACAGUGCAAGGCAUUCGAUGAUCAAUGCUCUGCGCAUGAACGGUGUGCCGGAUGACAUAUCCAUGUAUUACGCGAGGAUUUCGGACAAGAAGGUCUUCUCCAAAUAUGGUCAAGUGACAAGUUUGCAAGCUUCAUCCCUACUCAAGGCACAGAAAAGCUUUCGAGGGGCCGCUGCAGCCCAAUAUCAGUCUUUGCUGCCAAAGCGAAAGUCAACCCGAAAGACGAACCGAAAGUGA